Molecule: messenger RNA, 5736 nt
Organism: Plasmodium adleri (nom. inval.)
Lineage: Eukaryota; Apicomplexa; Aconoidasida; Haemosporida; Plasmodiidae
Product: conserved Plasmodium protein, unknown function
Exons: 1
Coding region: 1-5736 (1911 amino acids)
Source: RefSeq, a predicted model, not a curated record
AUGACGUCUACUUAUAUAAAUGAAAUAAGAAAAAAGCAGAAAGAAUAUUUAGGUUAUUUAUUUAAUAAGUUUGAAAAAUAUUCAAAUGAAAAGUUUUUAAAUAAUUUAAUUACGAAAUCAAUAAAUGAAAUAUCUCUGUAUCCAUUCCAAGAUGUUAAUGAUAAUGAAGUAGUUGAUGAUAUUAAUGAUUUUAUCAACGAGCUAAUUAUUAAUGCACAGUAUAAAAAGAAAAGUGUUUUUAAACAUUUAUGUGAAAAUUUUCUUAGUGAUAAUUUUUAUAUAUAUAAUGAAAAUGAUAGAUAUGAAUUAAAAUAUGUUAUAUUAAAAUUAUUGUUUUUAAUAAGUGAAAGUUCAAAAAAUGAAAAUAUAAAACAGGUUGAUUUAUUGUUUGAGAAAUAUUUCUCUACAAAGAAUAAACACAAUGAAGAAAAGCAGGAAAAAAAAAAAAAACGACAAAAUGGAUAUAUGCAUAAAUUAAAUAUGAAUGAAAAAUUAGCCUUGAAUGAAAUAAACAAUUAUAAUAUUCAAGAAGAAGAAAAAUAUUUGAAGGAGUUUUAUUUAAAUCAUAGUAAUUAUGUAAAUUAUGAUAACCAUGUUGAAAAACGUGACGACAACUUUUAUAAUUAUGAUGAAAAUAAAUAUAAUGAUGAUAUUUAUACACAAUGCUCUUCAGCAUCUGAAAAAUAUGAAAUGACUGAAAACAAAAGUAAAGAAAAAGCAUCUGAUGAGAGUAUUAAAAUGAAUAAUCAAGAAACAUAUGAAAAAAAUAAUUCUAGCGAUUUUUAUGAAUCACAAAAUGGAUCCAUGGAAAAUUAUAUGAAAAAUAAAAAUGAACUGGUUUAUGAAAAUGUUAUUAAGAAAAUAUUUGAAUGUAUUUACACUUAUCCUUAUUAUGAACAUAAUACAAAUAGAAUUCUAAAAAAAAAAACACCUAGAUCAAGAAAAAAUAAUGAUAUAUAUACAAUACCUCAAUCAGAUAAAUACAAUACGUAUAAUAAAGAUAAUUCAAAUAAAGAGACAAAAAAUUUGCAAAAAAAUCAUUCCAAUAAUGUAAUGUCCAUUUCUUCUGAUGAUGAUAUAUUUAUAAGCAUGAAAAGAAGACAGAAUAAAAAAAAAAGCAAAUAUGAAAAGAAUAUGUAUAAAUUGAAACCAAAAAAGCAAUACUUUUUUAAUGAUAUAAAUGUGUAUGAAGAAGAAACAUAUGAAAAUAACAAUAUCUUAGAGAAUGAAAAUGAUAUAAUUUAUGAAACGGAUAUAUAUAAUUUACGUAAUGUAUUUUUUACAGAUAAAAAAAUUAAUCAUCACGAAGUAAGGGAUAAACAUGAAUAUGAUCAAAAUAGUAAUGACUAUAAAAAGAAAGAAAAGAAAGAAUUAUCUAAUCAGAUGUAUGAUAAAAAUGUUUAUAUAAACGACACAAAUCAAGUUGAUAAUAAAUCAAACGACAACAUCCAUAAUAAUAAUAAUAAUAAUUUUAUUGUUGAUGAGGUUGCAAAAUGUAAAAAUCAACAGAUUAAUGAAAUACAUAAUAAAAUUUGUGUUAAUAAUAAAGAUAUGAAUGAAAAAAAAUAUAUUAGAAGUACAGGCAAAUUAAAAAGCUUUUAUGUCAGUGAAGCAUUUAUUAUAAAAGAAAUUCUCAUGAUCUUGUCGUUAAAUUGUCCUAUAAAAUUUAAAAAUAACUUUUAUAUGAACUGUUCAGAUUUUUUAUUUAAUAAAAUAAUGGACAAGCAAAAAAUUAAAGAUGACUUUUUAUUUUAUAUUAAUAUUGAAAAGAGAGAGGAAUGUUAUGAAAAAAUUAAUGGAAAAACUUAUAAAAAAAAAAAAAAAUUAUUCUUUGAAAAAUUGAAUGAGAAAAAUAAUAUUUCUACUAUAUGUUACCAUGUUGUUAUAAAAAAAAUGAUGAAUAUGAAAUUAUAUAAUAUUAAAAAUAAAAUAUUUAAUAAUUAUAUUAAAAAAAUGAAGAAAAUAACUAAAAAAUUAUUUUAUAUAAAUAUGUUUAUAUGUAUAAUGGAUAAUUUUAGAAAUUUUCUUUCUUUCUUACCUUACGAUUUAUAUGACAUUUUCAAUUAUAUAAUAAAUAUCAAAGAAAAUAUGGAUAACGAAAAUGCUAAGAACAAUAAUGCAUUUCUUUCAUUCCUUUUUAAUAAUAUGAUAAGUGUUAAUAUUGACAAUAAUAAGGAUCAUAAUAAUAAUAAUAAUGAGAAGUAUAAUAUUUAUAUUAAUAGUAAUUGUAACAGUUAUAAUAAUUAUUCUGAAGGGAAUUUUUUAAACUGCUUUUUAAGUUCAUUAAAAAAUAUAUAUUCCGAAUGGAUAAGAAUUAUAAAUAUAUUAUACAGUUAUCAUAACUUCUUAAUAUUAAGACAAUACGAUAUUGUUAGUGUUACUAAAGAGCAAAUUGUGAAUCUAUUAAAACAAAUAGAGGACAUUAAAAUUUUGAAGUAUUUGAAAUUACGUCAUUUUAUUAAAUAUAGGAAAAGGAAAAAUGGAACGGAUAGAAAAUAUGAACAUUAUAUAAGAAAUAAAAUUAAUAAUAAGGAAAAUAAUAAUAUAUACACAAAAAAAUAUAAUAUGAAUAUGAUAAACAAAGGUAUUAUUUCAAAUAAUUCGUGUAAUAAUAAUAAUAAUUAUUAUUAUUAUUAUAAUGAUCAAGAACUAAUUGAAGAAAUAUCUUCCUUUCGAUCAUUAAGUUUAAUUCGUUUAAAUUAUUUAAUAAUAAAUUAUCUUUUUAUGUGGGAUAAUAUAUAUGAUUUCAUAAACGUCAUUUUAUCAUAUUCAUUAUAUGAUUCAAAUGUUUAUUCGUAUUUUUAUAAUAAUCAUAAAAAAAAGGUAUAUAAUAAGAAAUUAUAUUCUACACAUUAUGAUAAUGCUAAAAAAUUUUGUGUGUGUUAUGAUAUGUUCAUAUUAUAUUGGAGAAAUUCUCAAAUAUUAAAUAACAAAUAUUUAGAAAAAGUAUUCAGAUAUUUUUUAGAUGAAUUAAAUAUAUAUUAUUCGAAAUAUAUAAAUGAUUGGAUAAAGAAAGGGCAAAUAUUUGACAAAAAUAAUGAAUUUUUUAUAUGCCCUGAAAAAAAUGAAAACGUGAUAUAUCCUUACAAUUACACUACAUUAGAUAUUAAAAUAGAAAAUGAAUAUUUGUUAUGUCCAGAAUUUUUUCAUUCUUUUGUUUCUUAUAUAAUAAAUUUAGGGAAUAAUAUUCGUUUACAUAUGAAAAUUAAUAAUGAGAAAAAUAAUAUUGAUUAUGUUGAUUAUUAUGUAAGAGAAGAAUUGAAUCAAUAUCGAAAUAUAUCUGAAAAUAAUAAUGAUAUGUAUUAUAAUACAUAUAAUAAUUUACCUUUUGUUUGUAAUGAUGAUAAUUCGAAUGACCUUUUAUUUUUUGGAGAAUAUACUAAUAAUAUGAAAAGUUUACAUUUAAAUACUCUUAAUUUUUAUUAUAAUUUAGAAAAUUUAAAAGACGACCCUAAUAGUUCAUUGGAUAUAUUAUGUAAAUUUUUAAAGAUAAAUAAAAAUAAAUGCUUACCUUAUUUUAAUAAGAAUAUUAUAUCAUUAAAUAUAUCUUAUGAUAUAUAUAUAAAGAAAUAUAUGCAAGAACAAUUUUUUGAAAUAUAUCAUAGAAGUAAUCGUAUAUUUUUAUAUAGUUUAAUGAAAUAUUGUUAUUUGUUGGAAUAUUUUUCUUGUUUACGUAGUUUAGUAUUUUUAGAAAUCAAUGAUUAUAUUUCACCUUUUUUUGAAUUUAUUUUUAAAGAAAAUUCUUUUCUUAUAAUUGAUGAAAGGAACAUGAAUUCUAUUUUUAGACAGUGUGUUUAUAAUAAUACAAAUAUAAUAUUACAGAAAAAAAAAAAAAAAAAAAAAAUUUAUACAGAUGAUGGAAAUUAUACUUGCUCCUUUUUUUUACAUCAAAAAUUUACAUUAAUACAUAUGAAAAUAAUAUUAUCAAAAAUAAAUGAUAUGGAAAAUAAUAAGAAAAACCAGAAGAAAAGAAUCUUAUUACAUAUGCAAAAUGAUAAUAAAAUAAUACAAACUCUUAAUGAAUAUAAUAAUCCAAUAAAUUUUGAAGAAAGAUAUUAUAAAAAAAUCAAUGGUGUAAAGGAUAACAUGUCUUUACUACAAAAUGAGGAAGAUACACAAUAUAUAAACAAUAAUAAUAUGGAAGAUAAUAUUAUAUAUGAAAAUUAUAACACAUGUGCUGAUAAAAAUAGUUUUGAUAACAGAAAUUAUAAUGCCAUUCAAUAUAAUAAUACAAAUAAUAUUAAAUGUUCAUCCGAUUUUAAAUUUGAUGAGAAUUUAAGAAAAUAUUCUAUAUGUGAAAAAUUGACUAACACAUUUUAUAAAGAAGAAAUAAUAUCAAACAUAUAUAAAAACUUUUAUUUAAAAUUAAAAGAAAAUACAUUAUAUAAUAAUAAUGUAAAUGUUAUUAGUUAUCGAAAUUUAAUUAUAGAAUCUAAAGGAUCACCUUUUAUUAAUUUUUUAUUUGAUUCAAAAUGUUUAGAAAAAUAUUCUGCAAUCUUUUCCUAUUUCUUAGAAAUUAAGAAAUCUUUUCAUAUAUUAAAUUUGGUAUAUAUAUUUUAUAAAUAUGUGAAAUCCAAAAAACCUGUACAUUUUGAUAACUAUUAUAUGAUAUUAAGUUCAUUAUGUGUAUUAAAAUAUAAAAUUUAUUUUUUUAUCAACACAUUGUAUACAUAUUUCCAAUGGAUCUUAAAAUAUUCAUGGAACCGUUUUAUAAUAAAUUUAUCUGAAUCCAAAUCAUUAACUCAUAUCAAAAAAAAUCAUGAAUCUUAUAUUAAUUUUUUAAUAGAAACUAUAUUAAUACCAAUAAAAACUCCACAUCAAGAAUUAUAUAAUUAUUAUAUAAAUGAGGAAUAUAAAGAUAAUGAUAUUUAUAAACAAUAUGAACAAAAAUUUUUUAAUUCUAGUAUUAGAAAAAAUGAUCAAGAUAGUAAUAUUUCCUCGUCAGCACAUUAUAUAAAUAAUAUAUCAUCUCAUAAUAUGGAUACCAAUUUAUUACUAAAUAAUAAUUCUACAAAUAUAAUAAUAGAUAAAACCAAAAACUAUACGUAUGUUCAUCAAAAACAAAAAUAUAAUAAUAUAAAAGAGAAUAUAAUAUAUAAAGAGAGGAAUGCUUUCUUAAAUAAAAAUUCUAUGGAUAAACAAUUCUUACUUAACGAAUUAUUUUCAAAUAAUAUUUUAAACUUAAUUUUUAUUCCAUCACAAAUAUAUGAAAUACUUUUAAAACUAAGUAAAUUUCUAAAAAUAAAAUUUGAUCUUAAUUUUGAUAAUUCUUAUUAUAACACAUAUGAAAAUUAUUAUAGAAAUGAAUUCAAUACAAGUGAAGAAUAUGACGAGGAAUCUAAUGAAAAUUCUGACAACGAUAUGAAUGAUGAAUGUAAUGAAAAUUCUGAUAAUGAUAUAAUAAAAAUUAAAAACAAUUUAUUAAAUACUAGCCAAAAUGAUAACAAUAAUAAUAGUAAUUUAAAAAAGUUAGAAACUGAACAAUUCAUUUUUUCUAUAAAAAAUGAUAUAAAAGCUUUAACAAAAAUUUUUGAAAUUAAUUACACAGAAUUUAUGAAAAAAUUAAAUAUAAUUUCAUUUAAUGCUGAAGAUGAUACUUUUUUUGGUCCCAAUAAAAAUUAUGAAUUAUUUAAUCAUAUAAUAAGAUUAGACAAAAAUAUUCUUAAACAAAUUUCUAUUCUAGAAUAUAUGUUAUCAUUCCAAUCACAUAAUAAUACAACCGAUGUUAUAAAUUAA